Messenger RNA from Symbiodinium pilosum, 1062 nucleotides. The record is from the annotation of a GenBank genome assembly. NCBI's taxonomy places the organism in Eukaryota, Dinophyceae, Suessiales, Symbiodiniaceae.
AUGUCAGAGCAUGGAGCAUCCGGACACUCUGGUGGCAGCAGCGAUGCAGAUGAUCGCGCUGAUGAAAGUAAAGACGCGCAGAGCACGCAGGAUGUACCGACCAUCAUCGUCGAACUCGCGCAGUUUAUCGAUUCUACCUCCUUUUCAGGUCCUGGCGAGAAGGGGACCUUCGAAGGUGAGCCGGACGAGAAUGAAGGAACUCAGGCUGACCUGGCAGCUUAUUGCGAAGAGAGGUAUCUACACGGCGCGACCAAGUCGGUGAAAGACCGUGCGUUCGAGGCGCUCCACUUGCCUGAAGGAUGGAUCGAAGAAAUCCAGGAGACCUGGACCGCAUUGAUUGAGGAGUCUGGCUCAAGGCAAGCUGCCGGCGAAGCUGUCUGGGAUGCGAUCAUGGAAGUUGAGCCAAAUAUUCAGAAACAUUUCCAGAUUCCACCGCCGGUCUUCGCUACACGCUUCAUGAACUUCACAUGCAGCCUCGUUGCGGCUUGUAGCGAUCCUGAGACGCUGAAAUACAAAGUCGAAAUGCUGGCGUUUCAGCACUUGGAAGUCACUUCUCGCGACCGCAUAGAUGUCAUAAUCCACAGCAUCAGCGUCGCAAUGGACGGCCAGCUGGGCGCGCGUUUCUCCUCGCUCUCUUUCCAAUGCUUCCAAGUUUUCUGGAACUACAUCGGAGGGGCACUCUUGUAUGUGCAGCGCCAGUACGGUGCAAAGGUCCGAUGCAUCACCAAAAGCUGGGAACUUGCAAGCACGCAUGUGGUGAUGGAGGACCAGGCACCUGCAGAGACGCCGCAUCCAGAGGAUCAGGAGCCAGAGGCAUCAGAGGUCAGCUCGAAUUGGAAAGAUGACGCUCCUGUGCCACAGCGUAGGAAGAAGAAGAUCCAGACUCCUCAGAGCUUUUAUGAAAUGUUUAUGUUCAACGCAUCAGUCAUGGGCUAUGCUGAGACAGAUUGGAUGCGCUGCAUUCUGGACCAUAUGGGUGCAAUGGCCAGAAAUGCUGAGAAGCCGAACCUCGGAUUGGUUAGGAUGAGGUCCAUUCUGAUUGCAAAGCUAGUAGUGUCAUGA